Molecule: messenger RNA, 4169 nt
Organism: Gasterosteus aculeatus aculeatus (three-spined stickleback)
Lineage: Eukaryota; Metazoa; Chordata; Actinopteri; Perciformes; Gasterosteidae
Gene: zbtb33
Product: zinc finger and BTB domain containing 33
Biological process (GO): regulation of transcription by RNA polymerase II
Molecular function (GO): protein binding; RNA polymerase II cis-regulatory region sequence-specific DNA binding; DNA-binding transcription factor activity, RNA polymerase II-specific
Source: RefSeq, a predicted model, not a curated record
AGCCUGGAUCUCCCACAUAGUGACUACACAAUGUCUCAGCAUUUUUAAAACGUUUAUCUUCUGCUUUAUCAAUGGUAUUUGUGACACUCUUGUCGAAAAUACAGUGUCUGACUUUCUACUGAUAACUGUCAGAGACCAGUUUGAAACUUCUAUAAUUGACUCCUGAAUGUAUCCUACAAUAUACCUAUCCUUAUCCCGAAUUGCUCCAAUAUCUGCAAACCAUGAUGUACCAAUAUCUGAACCCUUUCUCUGUAUAUAUUUCUAUCAUAAUUAGAAACAAAAGAAGGGGUUUCUUUCUCGAUCGAUCUUUCUCUAUCUCAGAUAGAAACAGGUGUAUAUUUAUGCUUUUGUGUGGCUAUUAUAGAAACAAUAUUUUGGCAUUCAGCAUUUUUUUAAAGCAAUUACAUUGUAAUGAAACAUAAGACCAUUUUGUCUCGGGGAAUCACGUGACAAUCCCGGGUUUUUUCCCCAACUUUAGUUGACGUGACUUCUUUUUUUACAGCUCUGGAUACCCGUUUGGGAGAUCCCGGGACAUUCUGCACCGGAAGUUCAAGUCAGUAUGCUCCGUGAACCGAAACAGAGCCACACAGCCAAACGGAGUGGGAUACCACACAACAACAUCGGUACACGGUGUCGUUUUUACAGCAUAGAUGCGCCCCUGGGCAGCUAAACAUGUACUCCUAAAUGUGAAAUCAUUAUUAAGCUGGUGGGAGUUUUCACGGAGUUGAAAGCAGACGCUACUUUCUUCAUUUGCAAGCAAAACGUGUUGUUCAAGGGGACAUACAUGAAGCGGCAUUACAUCGCAAAACACGCGGGGGAUCAUGAUCAAUACAAGGGACAGGAAGACCGUGCCCGAUGAACUUCAUGCGGACUUCAACCGCACCGAAAGGACGUCAGGAAGAGAAUCAGAAGCCGUACUGAAAAAAAUCCCCUCCCAGUCAUGCCAAGUCUAAAGCUGAUUUCUGCGACUGACACGCAGUACCCAGUGGCCGUGCUCAACUCAAUGAACGUGCAGCGAAAUCAUGGAUUAUUUUGUGAUGUCACCAUCAUCAUCCAGGACAGGAAAUUCAGAGCUCACAAAACAAUCCUGUCCGCUUCAAGUACAUAUUUCCACCAGCUCUUCAGUGUGGCCGGACAAGUGAUCGAGUUGAACUUCAUCAAAGCGGAGAUUUUUGAGGAGAUUCUGAAUUACAUUUACAGCUCCAAGAUUUACCGCGUCCGCUCCGACAUGCUUGAGGAGCUGAUCAAUGCGGGACAGAUACUGGGAGUCAAGUUCAUUGCAAAUUUAGGGUCACCAUUAUCACAUGUGAAGGGUCUGCCCGGGUUGUCAAAGGAGACGGAGACGGAGAGCAAAAGUGACGCUCCCGCAGAGGCAAUGCCCAUCAUCGCGGAGUCAUUCUCGAUAUCUGCAGAGGAAUUCAAUCAGACGAGCAAGGCCACCAGCGACUCUGACUCGGAGAGCGAAGUUCUGUUCGUCUCACAGACGGACGCGAAAACCAGUGCAGCCAAGCAGGCGGCCAAAUCCGGCGAGGUCAUUGAUUUGGAGGCGGCCGAUUUGGGAAAGGCGGCACCAAAGCAAAAUGAAGACUCGAAUCAUACGGUUGCAAAACAGAAGGAGACCACCUUGAAAAUGAGUCCAGCAAAGCCUCCCAGCGUAAGCUGUCCGGUCCCCAGUGUCCCCGACGGCGGCCCCCUGCUCAGUCCAGACAGCGGCUCCGAUAAGCCGGCGUCCCCCGCCAGAGUUCCCUCAAGAAGUGCUCCGACGACGCCAGCCAGGUCCGUCAAUGUCACCCCCGAGCCCCCAAGUGCCUCUCAGUCCUCGGAAAACAGCGGCACGACGGGAGUCCACCAGAAGCAAGUCGUCGCCUCGUCUCAGCACGGGGAUUCCAAAAUAAAGCUCCUCGAUAAAGCGAAUCUAACCAACAGUCCCAAGUUGACCGUCGCCGCGAAAAAGACCGUGACGCUCAACACGACCACCGAGAUCGAUUCGAUUUCGUCGGGCUGCAAGGUGUACGCAAACAUCGGCGAAAACACGUACGACAUCGUCCCGUUGAAGGAGGAUCCGGGCGAAGGGGGCUCCAAGGCCAACAAAGGGAAGAGGCACUUAAUGGCCACGCCCUUGAAACCCCUGGAUAAAGCCCUCACCCUGCCGACGGGCGGCUCAAACAAGAAGAAGCCCAAAACGGAGCUCGAGGACCACUACGAGCUCGUCAUGGACGGGAAGACCUUCUACGUCUGCGUCGUGUGCAAGCGCCCCUACGUGUGUCUGACGAGUCUCCGCCGGCACUUCAACACCCACUCGUGGGAAAAGCAGUACCCGUGCCACUACUGCGACAAGGUCUUUGCGCUGGCCGAGUACAGAACUAAACACGAAAUCCACCACACGGGGGAGCGGCGGUACCAGUGCUUGGUGUGCAACGAGACGUUCCUCAACUACCAGAUUCUGGCGACCCACUGCAAGCAAGCCCACAACCAGGACCCCAGCGGGAGGAAGGAGAAGGACGAGAAGGACAACAACCUGUACCGGCUGCUGCCGUGUAAGACGGUGGAGAUGAAGCCGUACUCGUGGAGCGCCGACGGGCCGGGGGUCCCCGUCAUAUCGGAGGACGGCAGCGUCCACCACAUCGCCGCCGGCGCCACGGGCGGGGACGUCCGCGCCUCCACCCAGAGCCGGAUGCUGAACUGGGACGACAUCUUCGUCGAGCCGGACGCUCACAUGCCGCCCGAUUCCCGCGGGCGCCAGGCCGUCAACAAUCCUCGACCGGGAGCCACGGAGUUUGACUUUAUUAUACCGGAGACCUACUGAGCAGCGCUGGAUGCUCCAGUACCUGUGCCUUCUGUGGUGCCCUCCCUGCCUCACCUCUCUGUUCCACGUCAACAAUCCUUCCUAGUUCCUUCUAAAAUCACUUUUUCAGGUGCAGCAUUUUACUAAACUUGGUGAUGGUAAACGCUUGAAUAACGUCUGAGUCUAGCGAAGAAGGUUAGAGAUUGCUUGUAAUCUCUUAGUGUUUUCUUGGUAGAAAUCGGAGAAGGGGGGUGCGAGUAGCGUAAAGUGACCAGUCCACUUGUGUCACUCCGCUUGUGCUCUUUUGUAUCAUUGGAAGAAAUGAUAAGUCACCUUUUGGAAGAAGUUGUGGCCUCGCAGUAAAAUGGCAAAGGUAACCAGUAGUUUAUGUGGAUGAUAAAAGUUUAAUUCAAGAAGACUCCCAAGCUGUAAUAAAACAACAAUCGUGUUCAUUAUCUUUCACUGCGUCAGGCAAGUUAUAUCUAUUUAAACUUUACUUUUAUCAAACACAUGAAAUUAGGCUUCUCUAUGAAGCGGAGGAUUGAACCAUUUUCAUUCAGGAUACAUCAUAAUACACUUUCUGGUUUCAACAGAUUUUUAUCAAAUACAGGAUAUAAAUGAUAUUAUGAAACCAGGGUUGCUUUUAUUUUGAAUCUAUUCUUACUGGAUGCACCAACCAUCAGAUGGGAGUUAAAUUUAACAGUGUUUAUGAACUGACAAUGACCUGUUCUAAUUUCAGACUCCUAAACCUGAUUUUGUGGGGGAGAAUAUUAAUUAUGAUGGAAAGUAAAACAUUUCCAUUGUGUGAUUGCACAUCUGGCCAUUGUGGAAGGGAAGAUAUACGAUAACUAUUUCAUUUCUGAGUGUUUAAAAAAAGUUUAUUUUCAUUUGCUUGUACAUUCUUUUAUUUCUGUUACUUUUGAUAUGUUUUUAAUAUAUAUUUUAAACCUACGUGGAGCAGGCUAGAGACAAGUGCAUCCAUGUGACCAUAGGAUUGACAUCGAUGGAGCAUUGUUUGUCUGUACGUAAAGCACUUGAUGUUGAAUUAGGAAGAAGAUUUUCUGUAUUUUUACAUUUUUUACUCUUGUUUUUAUAUUGUAUCAAACUAGUAAUUGGUUGGUAUGAGUAAAAAAAAAAAGCAGUGCUAAUAUGGGAAUCAAUAAAAAAAAUGUGAGAUUUGUUUGUUAUUUUAACAGAUUACCAUGUUUGCUAUUUGUUUUAACCCACUUCUUUUCCUGUCUCAGAUGUAUUUAUUAGGGUGAUAGUCAUAUACAAUAUGAAAUAGUUUUAUGAAAUACUGUUUUGUUGAUGUUUAAGUAAAUGUUCCCUUUAAUUAGCAACAAGAUUCCUUGAUGGUAAAUAAAUUAUUCUUUUACUAUUUCUA